UUGCAUCUUGCACUGGGAUUUGUUCUAUUGUUAUCUGCUGUUACUGCUGCUGUUUCUGUCGCCAUUGUUACUCCACUGACUUCUCCUCUUCUUCUAUUAUAUUCAACAUCCAGCUACUAUUCUGUUGCACCUUCGGUUGGCAUUUCAGCAGCAGAUGAAUAUUGGGCAGCUCGUUACAUUCUUGAGAGGAUUACUGAGAUUACUGGAGUUGUAGUGUCAUUUGACCCCAAACCUAUUCCGGGUGAUUGGGAUGGUGCUGGAGCUCAUACAAACUACAGCACAAAGUCUAUGAGGAAUGAAGGAGGCUAUGAAGUCAUUAAGAAGGCAAUUGAGAAGCUUGGACUGAGGCACAAGGAGUAUAUUGCAGCAUAUGGUGAAGGCAACGAGCGUCGUCUCACUAGAAGACACGAAACUGAUGGAUUAUUAUAA
Nicotiana tabacum (common tobacco) is the source of this 429-nucleotide messenger RNA. Lineage: Eukaryota; Viridiplantae; Streptophyta; Magnoliopsida; Solanales; Solanaceae. The record is from RefSeq and is a predicted model, not a curated record.